Molecule: messenger RNA, 183 nt
Organism: Penicillium taxi
Lineage: Eukaryota; Fungi; Ascomycota; Eurotiomycetes; Eurotiales; Aspergillaceae
Exons: 1
Coding region: 1-183 (60 amino acids)
Source: RefSeq, a predicted model, not a curated record
AUGGUCGAUCUUUUCCCAUCGCACCUCUCCUUCCUCGUGGAGAAACAGCGUCCCCCAGACGCGCUAUUUAAAUAUGUCCCCAUAAUUGGCUGCUCGUGGCUAUUUUCCCCGCUAGCUAUAUGCCUUAGUGUCCUCGGUGGCCGAGCACGGAUCGAAUCACGGGUCGAAUCACCGACCGCAUAA